AUGUGUGUCGUAUCGAUUUUUCUGAUUUUCUCCUUUCUUAUUAUUGUAGUCGUACCAUUACGUGCCAGUAUCAUUGAUAUUCCUCCGAAUGCUCGGUGGCAGCAAAAUGGUGUCACCGUUGCCGGAGGAAAUGGAACAGGCAAUGGAAUGAAUCAACUCAAUUUUCCAAUGGGUUUAUAUAUUGACGACGAACAAACCGUCUAUGUCGCUGAUCAACACAAUCAUCGUAUCGUCGAAUGGAAAGCGGGCACCACGGCUGGCAAAGUAGUUGCCGGUGGAAAUGAGCGAGGAAGUGAGGCGAAUCAGCUCUCUGCGCCUACCGAUGUCAUCGUCGACAAAGAGACGGAUAGUCUCAUCAUUUCAGACUGCUGGAAUAAACGGGUCGUUCGAUGGCCUCGUCGAAAUGGCACAAGUGGAGAAAUAAUCAUCUCCAACAUCACAUGCCUUAGUUUGACAAUGGACGAGACUGAGGCUCUCUACAUUGUUGAUGGCUGGAAACAUGAAGUGAGACGAUAUCCAAGAAGACAAUCGCAAGGAACCGUAGUUGCAGGUGGCAAUGGACAAGAAAAUCGUCUCGAUCAACUCCAUUAUCCUUGGUACGUAUUCGUUGAUCGAGAGCAUGCAGUGUACGUGUCUGAUGCUGGGAAUGUUCGUGUGGUAAAAUGGGCGAAAGAUGCAACACAAGGCACUGUGGUGGCUGGGGGCCAAGAAGAAGGAAAUGGUCUUACACAAUUGUAUUAUCCUAAAGGAGUCGUUGUCGACCGACUGGGCACUGUCUAUGUGGCUGAUGCCGGGAAUCAUCGAAUCAUGCGUUGGCCCAAAGGAGCCACACAGGGAAGUGUCAUUGUUGGUGGAAACGGUAAAGGAGGAAAAUCAAACCAACUCAAUGAUCCCGUCGGUUUGUCAUUCGAUCGACACGGAAAUCUAUAUGUCGCCGAUUACUCAAAUCAUCGUGUUCAACGCUUUGCUCUUCAAUGA
Molecule: messenger RNA, 978 nt
Organism: Rotaria sp. Silwood1
Lineage: Eukaryota; Metazoa; Rotifera; Eurotatoria; Philodinida; Philodinidae
Source: the annotation of a GenBank genome assembly